AUGGCAGGGCUACAGCAGAACGGUACGCCCACGCUUCGGCUCAGCUACGAGCAGCUACGGAAAACGUUGGGACACUUUGAGUACUUCAAAUACUGGACCGAUGAACAGAUCCGAGAGUGCUGCAUACUGGCCCGUGUGGAACAGUUCGCCCCGCAGCAGACGAUCCUGCUCGACCGGGAGCCACCCUGUGCGCACCUCGUGCUGAGCGGCCAGUGCAUGCUGUUACAGUGCCUGCAGAUGCUGCGUGUGACGGUGGGCUCACGGGCCACGUUUCAGCUGGUGGUGCUACCAGAAACACCCCUAGUCGAGGUCCGGGACGAAUCUCCGGACGAGCUGGUUCGCUGGCACGAAACGUUCCGCCAACGGUCCGACGCCUUCGAUGAAGUGCCCGGGAGCGAGCCAGACUACGAACCAAACCAUGCCGUAUCGUUUCUACGCACGCCACCACCGCAGGAGCAACAGAUCGUGCAUCACUUUCUGGACGUCGGCACACUGCGGUCCGGGGCCGUGUUCGGGAUCGGCGAGCGCUUCCAGCACCGCCGGGUCGUAGCCCGCACCCGUACGCAGUGUUUGCUGAUACCGCGCCGUUGGCUGCUGCUGAAGCACCAGAACAUCGGCAACACCUGGCACCGGUUGCGGAUGUACCUGGACGAGUCGAUACCGAGCCGGCACGAGCUGUUCCAGAGGUUCCUGCGAAACCGCGCCUGGGAGCGGUACCGGCGGCGGUUGGUACGGGAAGCGCCGAAGCGCCCCAGUCACACUCGACCGGCCGACGUGCCGGUUAUGUGUCGGAUCGCGCAAUCUCAGGCGCUUCCGGUGCUGGUGAAGCAGUCGCCAUCGUCCGGACCCUGCUGA
This is a messenger RNA of Anopheles bellator, 855 nucleotides long. RefSeq lists its product as uncharacterized. The record is from RefSeq and is a predicted model, not a curated record. Bases 1 to 855 code for a protein of 284 amino acids. NCBI's taxonomy places the organism in Eukaryota, Metazoa, Arthropoda, Insecta, Diptera, Culicidae. The transcript is spliced from 2 exons.